AGAUUAUAACAGAAAUAUAUCGUAUGCUAAUAAUACAAUUUUGCCCAUACGUCUCAUUCGUCAUUCAAAUGUCGUGUUUUCAUUGCGCGAGUGAACAGCGUGUUUCUGCACGGAAGCGUUUCAUAGUUGCUCUUCUUUAAAUGCCUGCACCGAUCAGCUGGUUCCGCCGCUAGAGUCUGUAGUUGAGUUGCUAUUACAUCCCUCAGCAUCCUUUCACCUUACUCUCUUCCAGCGGUCACUGCAUGUAUAAAGCUUGUAUUUUAGUAUGAUUUCAGGAUAUAAUUUUUGCAUACUGUAAAUUGCACAGCAUACAUUUAUUCAGCUUCAGAGGAUCAGGCUGAAAGUGUGUGGUCCUCUCAUUUGGCUUUUGGGUUCCCAUGGGCAGUGUGCUGGCCUUGUCAACCCGCCCGGGGCGCCAAAACUCCCCUUUUCCACAAGAUAGACCCUUGUCACGGUGGGAAAGGAGAGAUGGACGGCUGCCUAACCCUGGGAGCUUUGAUGGUCUGCACCGCAACUGUAAAGAUUUAUUUCCACAGCAGAUUGAAGGAGUGAAACUGGUGAUAAAUAAGACCCUCAGCAGUUUUUUCAAGGUCAGUCACACAUUUCACCUCAGUGCCGUUGCUCCGUCCAGUUAUCGCUUUCAUGGUGAACACCUACAGUCAGACACUGACAGCAAACAAACGGACUCACCAAUGCUUAUUGGAGAAAUGGACUCCUCUGGCAGUUUAAACGCACACUCUUUGUUCCAUCUGAGUGAGAAAAUAAGAGCUAAAGCAGUGUUUCAGACUCAACAGGCACAGUUUGUCACAUGGCAGUUUGAGACGGAGUAUAGAGGUAGUGACUUCACAGCAGCGGUUACUAUGGCCAACCCUGACAUUCUGAGGGAAUCAGUUAUCAUGGUUGCACACUUUCUUCAAAGCGUAUCCCCGCAGCUGGUUCUGGGGGGAGAGCUGGUAUACCAUCGAGGUCGAGCAGAGGAAGGGGGCAUUCUUACCCUGGCAGGCCAGUACUCAGGGCCAAACUGGGUUGCAACACUGAAUGCUGGUAAAGGAGGUGCACAUGCCAGCUACUACCACAGAGCCAACAAACAGAUUCAGGUGGGAGUGGAGUUUGAGGUGAGCACUAGGACCCAGGAAACAACCUUUUCUUUUGGUUACCAGAUGGAACUUCCUGAAGCUAAAAUGGUCUUCAGAGGAAUGUUGGACAGCCGCUGUAUAAUUGGUGGGGUUCUGGAAAAGCGGCUUUACCCCCUUCCUGCCACAUUGAUCAUGGGUGCCUUUGUCAACCACAGAGCAGACAAGUUACAGGUCGGUCUUGGGGUUAACGUUGGUUAGAUGCGUAACCUAACUCAAAAGAGGCACCACUCAAGACUGGGGACUUCAGAAAACCACCUUCACGUCUGCCCAAAGACCCCGGUCCACCUCGGACUACGGAGAGAACAGGCAAGCUAACCAAAGCCCUGUUUGCCAGACUGGACAAUCAUGUAGUUCAUGGCAAGCAGAGGUGUGAGAGCUGAAAAACCCAGGAACGUCUCCGCUAUGUUGGUUCCAUCCCGUGUCAAGGAUUUUGCUGUUUUGAUCUUAUAUUGGCCCCUCAAGUAACCUGAAGUAAAUUUUCAAAGAUUAUAUUACUUAAGAACAAGAUAGCAACUUCUGCAACUGUUGGAGGAGACCACACAAAUGAAUAUGUAGCUGUGUCACAAAAUGUCCUGUUACUUCUCUAUUAAAGAUCUAUUUUUUUUGUAGCAAACUCCAAAUAUAGUUCACUCCCAAAUCAAUGUCAAGCGAAACAUAUUGAAGGUCAUCCCCUCUGUUGUUUUUCAUUCAAACAAAUCACUCUCUGUUCUCCUUGUUAAGCUAAAAUUGAAAAAUCUCCUUGAGGGUCGGACUCUGGUAAAAUGGCAAGUAUGACAAUGGAAGGAAAGUGUGAACUGUAUAAGGAUGCACUAUAGAUGGGAUAAUACAGGACUUUUAUUUGUCUGAUUUGACAAAUGUCAGAGCCGUGGAGCAGUAGUGCCUGUUCUUAUUAAGCAUAACAGCCACUGGUUCACAGGAAUGCAGGAAUGAGUCAGACCUGCUUUAUAUCUGCCACGUUCACACUGCAAAAUUUCAGGAGUGAGAACCACAUGUAAAUUAGGAAGAGAAUCCCCUAAAUUAACGCAGCUUAAAGCCUGUUCACAUCAACAUUGCAAUAUUUUGGUCUUAUUUCUAUUGUUGUAGAGAGAGACAGAACUACAUCAUAAUGUGUGAAUGAGCAAGCUCGUACCUCUUUACCUGUGAUUUCCUUGCACUUCGCAAGCUGCUGUAAAUAAAGCAGUGAGCAAAUGGAUGUGUUCUGUCAGUUUUCUCAAGCACCUCUCUUAAAGCUAAAUGAUAUGAUAGAAACUCUGUAAGUAGAUUCAAUUUACACAAUGUGGUAAAACUGUGAAGAAACUUAUUAAAGAUCAUUGCAAGUUAUCUGCAUGAUGGAUGAAAGACUUGAAAUAGGAUUCUGAAACACCUGAAAUAAUAAAGCCCAAAAUAAUAAUUUUUAAAAACCUAUUAUGAAUGAUAUAAUUAGUCAAAAAUCAAUUAGCUGCUGUUCAAAUACUCAUCUGAACAAUUAAUUUCUCCAGGUAGAGGAGUUAGACAAGUAUGCCCGCAUUCUCCACCAACAAACUGUUGGGGAACACACUUUGACCCCAUGAAGAUAUACGUUUAAAGAAGACAAGGAUACAAAGCUAUAGUUCAGUCAGUUGACAGAGAGUUUACUGAAGACAAAGUUCUCCACACUUCCAAAGGUUGUAAGGGGAUCAAGCCUCAAACUAACUUAUGAUACAGAAAGACUAGUACUUAAAGGUAUAUGGAUACUCAGUUGGCAAUAUUUCUACAGAUUCUGAUAGGUUAACAGUACAGAUAAUUCUAGCAUCUUCCAAACAUUUGGAUAAAGACAUAAUCUUUCAAACACUAUGCUCUACAUUCAUAAGAAACCAUCAUAAAUGUUGCAUGUACAUCAUAAAUCCCACAAAGGCACUUCUGGAUCUUCAUUUGGAUUCUAUCAUUUUUACUGUGUGUAAUUUCUAGAUGUAGUUUUGUCUAAUUAUGAAGAAGACACUGAUGUAGAGGUUAAUAUAGGUGCAUACAAAGUAGCUGUAUCCUUACAUAUUGUAACAUCAGCCAUCAAGGGGUAGAAAUGGACGAAUCCAAAGUCAAGGCAGUCAGCGAAUGGCCACAACCAACUACCAUCAAGGAACUGCAGAGGUUUUUGGGAUUUGCUAACUUUUACAGACACUUCAUCCGUGGCUACAGCUCCAUUGCAGCUAAGGCCUUUAAAUACCCUCUAGGUUAGCUUCAUAACAGCACCCAUAUUACAACAUCCAGACCCUAAUCUCCCCUUUGUGGUUGAAGUGGACGCAUCUGACAGUGGCAUUGGAGCUGUACUCUCCCAGUGUAAUGGACAACCUGGUAAAUUGUAUCCAUGUGCUUUCUUUUCGAGAAAACUCACACAGGCAGAACGUAAUUAUGAUGUGGGCAAUAAGGAAUUGUU
Molecule: messenger RNA, 3525 nt
Organism: Cyprinus carpio (common carp)
Lineage: Eukaryota; Metazoa; Chordata; Actinopteri; Cypriniformes; Cyprinidae
Product: mitochondrial import receptor subunit TOM40B-like
Biological process (GO): protein import into mitochondrial matrix
Cellular component (GO): mitochondrial outer membrane; mitochondrial outer membrane translocase complex
Molecular function (GO): transmembrane protein transporter activity
Source: RefSeq, a predicted model, not a curated record